This is a messenger RNA of Haplochromis burtoni (Burton's mouthbrooder), 7004 nucleotides long. RefSeq names its product solute carrier family 12 member 8 (gene slc12a8). Gene Ontology annotation, molecular function: potassium:chloride symporter activity. The record is from RefSeq and is a predicted model, not a curated record. Lineage: Eukaryota; Metazoa; Chordata; Actinopteri; Cichliformes; Cichlidae. Gene Ontology annotation, cellular component: membrane. Gene Ontology annotation, biological process: potassium ion import across plasma membrane; chloride ion homeostasis; potassium ion homeostasis.
AAGAGAAUUUGAUUAAAAUGAGCAGUUUAUUAUUUUGUGCCUUCUUUUAAAAGAAAUAUUACAAUUUCCUUUAGUCAUUCCUGCACAAUGCAUUUAUUUCUACUUGGUCUACGCUCUAAGGCUACUAGUUCCACUUGCACAAUACAGACAAGCACAUAAGCUAUCAACGUGUUCACACCUUCAUACGUUAAGAACUGGGAGCUUUAUUUAGUUUUGCCUUUUAAUAUUGUAUUAUUUUUAAAAUUUUAGCAGAGACAUAUCACCAAACUUAAUAAUCAACAUAUUAUCUGUAGUUGGGAGGAGUUAACGUGUCAUGGACUCUUCUCCAGUAUGUGUGUAAGUGCAGAUUUAAGUUGUAGAUGUCUAGAUUUGCUGAUAAUCACUCAUUUGCUGGAAUUUUCUGGUCAGACUCAUCUGUACGGGCCUUGUUGAAACCAUGCAGUUUUAAACGGGAGUGGCAAUGAGUUAAGUCUUUUCUGUACUUCAUUACACUGUUGAUUGUCGUUCACGUCUUAGGUGCUAUUGUGUUAAACGAUGUUUUUAUCUUUUUGUUUUUCGUGCACCAUCCAGUUUAGGUUUGAAACCAAUGUUGAGCUCCCUCUUGUUACAGCUCCUCUGACAAUCAGGGACACACAGAACCACGUUAAUCAUCGAAUACUUUAUUCUUCCUCAAUGAUCAUUCCCUCUAGAAUGUAUAGAAGAUAUCCUGCUGUAAAUACAUUGUAUAUUUUUAUGCUCUGAGAAGUACUGUUAGGUUUUAUUUUGGUCCAUAGAAAGACAAGGCGUGUGCAAGAAACACUUUUGUCAGUGAAUUUGGCAAGUUAAUUUGUUUUUAAGCAUUUAUGAGAUUCAAUAAUGAAACGGUCCAUCUUCCUGAGAAAAUGUGGCUUUUGCAGAAAUCUCACCACUGUAUCAAUAUUAUAUUUUCAGUUUAAUUGGUGAUUGAUCAAAGUGAAUUUAGAUUUUUGUGAAUGUUCAUUAUGAUGGGUUUUACUGUAUAACUAUCAUCCGUAUGAUAUAUUAAAAUAAAAUUCCUUUUCAACAUAUUUAAAGUAAAAGAAAAAUGUUCUUAGUGGUGGAAACAAUCCUCCAUUCAACAGCUAUUAGAGUCUUGAAUUUGUGUUAAAAUAUCACUUAAAAGUUAGUGUGGUUGAAAUACCUCACUAGCUGCCCUUUUUUUUUUAAUUGUAAGCAAUCUUUAAAAGCACAGUGCAGAUAGAAACGAUGGUUUUGUAAAUUGUACCCCAUUUAGUUCUUUGAAUUUUGAAUUCAGUUAAAGUGGAAACCUAUUGGAAAUUAAUGAAGUAUGUGAGCAGUACGAUGAAUAUUUCCUUUUAAUUAACUAUUGUCAGUAACCUGACCAUAAGUGUCCUUGUAUAAGCUAGAGAAAUCUCAUUCGUGUGCGUGUGUGUGUGUGUGUGUAAAAAGAUCAGAAUUUUUUGAUAAAAAGCUAUUUUUGAAACGUCAUUUAAAGCACUGAUAUGUACAGUAUAUCAUAUGCAGUCAUUCUCGCUACCCUCAUUUAUCUCUGUAUAAGUCGUUUGUGUCAAGGUUUUUCAAAUACAGAUGGGAAUCUGAAUUUUUUCUUGAUUUUAAAGAAUUUGAUUCACAGUAAGGUUGGUCUUACGUUAGGUUUAUUCUGCAUGGUCUCUGACUUGUUGGGUCAAGUGAACUUGUUUUAUGGAUAAUGUGCAGCUUUAAUUGUAGCUGAUUAUUUUCAGUCAAGUAACCCAUAUGAUUAGACUUUUGCAAUAUACAAUGAUUUGUAAGCAAUCUGAUUAAAUUGUUUUUGAUUGUUGUGUGUCAUGUCCUUAUAAAUAAAUAAUUCACAGCAUGUGAUCUUGAAUUGUUGUUGAUGUACAGAAGGCGUGCAGCUGCUGGUGAAACCGAGUGUGGGUGGGUAAAUGUGUUUCCUGAUGGAAAGCAGCCAGAAAAGACAUAAAGAGACGCUGGGAUAUUUGUUAUGGUGUGUUAGGGGAAUUCGAGGAGAGUAGAAGUGCUGCAGAAGACUGUUUUCAUAGGUACACACUCGUACAGUAACAAAUUGAAAAUCUUUCACCAUAUCGUGGUACACGGUGACAUCUUUUUCAGCAGGUCCAAAACUUGAAGAUAUAUUCAGUUUACAGUGAUAUAAAAGUGCAAAGCAUAGAAUUCUCACAUUGGAGAGCGUUGGAAAAAGAACUGUUGAGGUUUAUCGUGGAAAAAUAUGUGGAAAAACGGAUAUCAGAAUAGUUCUGUCUUAAUUUUCUGACAAACUGUUUGUCCAAGUACUGUAAGCCUUUAUCACAGCCCAGUAAACCAUGAAGGUCAACCAGCAUGCACAACAACAGGACCUCCCCCCACGUGAAAUGCAGCUAUCAAAUACACCUGUGCUUUCCUGCUACCAUACAGUCCUGUGGGAAAACCUUCAGCUACCCCUCAUUUCGUUAUAUUUUGCUUCCAUUUAGCCUGUCUUUCUUGUAAUUUUCAAAGUGGUGUUUAGCGGGUGUUCUCCAGACUUUCUGAAAGUUCUCUGGACAUAGCUCUACUUUUAUACUCUAUUUAAGCAUAAAAAGGCACCUAACUCAAAGGAUGAACCAGUGUUGUGUCUACAUAUAACAGAAAACUGAGCAAAGAAGUGUUUAAAUUGUAUACUUAGGCAAUUAGCAGUCUGUCCCAAAAACAUUUCUUUAGCCGAAUCUACUAAAAAGCCCAAAGCUAACACAGACAGGCAUAAAAAACAGCAAGAAUGUUAUUCCUUAAAAUAUGGGAUCCAGAAAAGAUCUGAGAGAUUCAUCUGGUCCUUCAGCUGAAUUUCAGUUGUUCACUGAGGUCUCAUUAGACAUUGUCUCGGUGGAAGGGUGGUUGUCAGGAAGCCAUUUUUUAAGGAAGAGGAAACUGGAGGGAAAGGGUGAUGUAGUGAUGAACCCAGAUAUUCAAUUUUUGGUUCAAAUCAUCGUCAGUAUGUGUAGAGAGGGCCAGGAGAAAGGUAAAACAGUGUAUAUAGCCAUCUGUGAGAUGCAAUGGAGUCUCUGCCCUGGCAGGAUUUCAGCCAGUGGGGACUUUGAUCUUUAAUGGGAAACAGCUGAUUGGUAAUGACUUUAUUUCUCCCCAUGGCAAUGAUCCAAAACACAGUCUUCAUGCAGUAAAAGAAUACUUGGAUGACAAAUCGGACUGGCCUCCUCAGAUCACAGAGAGCCAGCCAACAUCCAAAAAGAGCGUUUAAUGUCCUUUAAGAAUCCCAGAGAACUAUUCCUGAAGGUUAUUAAAAGAAAUUACAACAAAGUUUGCCUAAGAGAGUUCAGACUGUGAUGAAAGAUGGCCAUACCAAUGCUUGGCAUAAUCAUCUUAAAUCGUGAAAAUGUAAAAUAUUUUCAUUGUGUCAUUGUACAGGGAAACUCUUCCAAGUUUUGUUUUCUCUUAUUUAUUUAUUUUUGAAUAUGCGUUUAGACUGAUGUGUUUUCUGAUCUGAUUGGUAACUUAUUGACUGGAAUAAGACUCAGAAAACAUCCCCACAGUCUGAAAUUCAAACGUGUUUCAGGAAAUAACUCCAUAAAAAGGAUCAAAUCCAUGUGGAUGCAUUUUUCAGCUAAUCAUUACUAGCAUUACCUGCUGCAGGACUUGCCAAAGCAAACACGAGAUCCUUGUGCAAAUGCUCCAACACAUCCCGGAAAGAUGUGAAAUCCUGGACUUUAAACCUCUAAAACUUUUUUUUUUAUUCAGGAGUGCCGGGAAUUAACUGCUGCAAUGGAAACCCUGCCAGUCGGUUGGACGGUGUACACCUGUGAGCAGGAAAGAGCUGAGACAGGCCUGUUGAAGGGAGAAUCUGAUGAUACUAAAGCAAACACACAUAUUCAAGAUCUGUUCCAUGAAGAUGCAAAGGGUUUUCAGCAGUCUAAUCAGCCAUGGUGGAGGAUCAAAGUAUUUGUGUGGGAGCCGGUGCUUUUUGGCACCUGGGAUGGAGUCUUCACCACCUGCAUGAUCAACAUCUUUGGUGUGGUUCUGUUCCUGCGUACUGGCUACCUGGUGGGGAACACAGGAGUGCUGCUUGGGAUGGUUCUCGUCUCCAUGGUUGUGUUGGUUGCUUUAGUGACAGUUAUGUCAGGAAUCGGAGUGUCUGAACACUGUGGUGUUGGGAGUGGAGGAAUCUACUCCAUGAUCUCUACCAUCCUAGGGGGAAGGGUCGGGGGCACUGUUGGCCUCCUUUAUGUGUUUGGGCAGUGCGUCGCUGGGGCGAUGUACAUCACGGGGUUCUCCGAGUCAGUGGCAGAACUGCUGGGUCUUCAGACUCAGUGGGCGGUGCGCUGCAUGUCAGCAGCAGUGCUGCUAGGUCUGCUUGGAAUCAACUUGGCUGGUGUCAAGUGGAUUGUCAGACUUCAGCUGCUCCUCCUGGCUGUUCUGGCCAUCUCUACCCUGGACUUUGUCAUUGGCACAUUCACACACCUUGACCCAGAGCACGGUUUCAUUGGUUAUUCAGCUGGGCUGCUCAGUAGCAACACUAUGCCAGAUUAUACCACUGGGGAAAACUUCUUUACUGUAUUUGGGGUUUUCUUCCCUGCUGCUACAGGGGUUAUGGCAGGCUUCAACAUGAGCUCAGACCUUCAGCGACCUGAGCACAACAUCCCCGUGGGAACUCUAGCAGCUGUCUUCACCUCGUGGUUCCUGUAUCUGGUCUUUGUCUUUCUCCUGGGGGCCAUCUGCACCAGAGAAGCUCUACGCUGUGACUUCUUGAUAGCUGAAAAGAAAGGCCCAAACAAGACCCCGGUGGCGGCUAUCUUUCUGACGAGCCUGGUGACGAUGGCCUUCAUUUUCAUCGGCCAAGUUAACGUACUGGCGCCCAUCGUCACCAUCAACUUCAUGCUCACCUACAGCUUUGUCGACUACUCCUACUUCAGCGUGGCCAUGACCUCCCACCUUCAGAAUAAAGAUAAGAGGGACACCGCCAUAGUGGGCAAAAGAAACCAGCGCAGGUCCACCAGGCACAGCAGCACGUCACUGAUUCAAGCCAAUCUUCCAAACUAUGGCAGUGAUGGCGGGAGUCCGCAGAGUAAAGGCACUCUGCUGGAGUUCACUAGGGACAUGGACCAGAUAUUUCCACCUGUUUCAAAUGUGGACUCUGCAGCUGAGAAGACCUCCUGCAUGCAAGACAUGAACAACACAUCCAAGAACAGAAAGGCUACUGCUAAGCAGAAGCUAAUGGACAGCUUUGGUUUGGACUCGAACUCCAGUGUUUCCUCAGAAGAGAAAGAAGAGAGGACAAGUUCUGCUUCACUAGCAGAGGAAGACCAGGGGCCAGGUGGAGGAGGAGAGCUCAAGGCUGGAGAGGAGCCUCAAAUCACGGGCUAUACAGAUGUUGGUCACGUUGAGCAGGAUUUGCCUGCUGACACUCACAAUUACAGCACAGGCACUGGAGAUAAAGCAGAACACCAAAGCUUUGAAAUCCAACCCAAGCACAAUUCCUUCUAUGCAAAGUUGUGUAACCGCUGGAUCGCUCUCAUUGGGGCAUUGAGCUCCAUAUUGAUUAUGUUUGUUAUUCAAUGGGUUUAUGCCUUAACAAACAUAAUAUUUGCCUUGCUGCUCUUCUUCUACAUCGGGAAAACAAGUCCUGGACUACCAAGAGGAAUUGCAGCUCAGUUCAGCUUUUUCACGUGGUUCAAAUCAACACUGAGUAGCAUUUGCAGUAGAAAAGCAUCACCCCGGGAUGAGAUCGUAGUGACGCCCUCUUUGUCUGGGACUCUGGGGCUGAAAACCAAGCAGCUGACGGAGGAAAAUGCUGACUUUGCCUCUCGUCACCGCUGUCAUCAAUCGUCGUUCAUCAGGGCCGACAAUAUGGUCCAACCACCAUUUCACUGACCGAAUUAAACACUGCCUCAGUUAUGCGUCGCAGCUGACAGCCUGAAUACCACAUUUUCUGCCUCAAACGGUGUCUCAUGUUGCACUACGGGCAGAAUACUGCUCACAUGUUAAGAAUCUCAGUGGCUCGAAUUGUUUUCCUGUGGUGGUUCAAGGAAAUCAAAGCUUUGCACAAAGGUUAUGUGGAAGAAUAAGAUACAUCAGAGAAAGGCGAUAGCUAAAAUGUGCAGGUUUUCAUGCAAACAGGCAAAUGCAGAGAUUUAUUAUUUCCUCUUAAUAUAAACUUCAACUUUAACUCUUUCAUUUUCAACUGGUUUUUUUUUUUAUUUUGUUUUUUUUGCCGUUCCAUCACUCUAAAAUGGCCUUUUAAGAUGCAAAACUUUUAAAACACAGUGUAUAGUUUAUAGAUGACAAAUACUUUAUCUUAUAUAUGGGACUUUUUUUUUUGUCACAGCUGUUGAAAUAAUAAUAAUAGCAAUAAUGAAAAGCUAAUCUCUGCCCCAAUAACCUGUCCAGUUAGUGGUCCAGAGGUUGGUGAGGAUGAUUGAUAAUCCACAAUCACUUUAUUCAGUCUGUUGCUGUCACGAACUCUGAUGCUGCUAACCCAGCAGAGCACAGCAAAGUACUUUACACUCACUACAGCUCAUUGAUAGAAUAUCUCUAUCAUUUUGCUGCAUACACAGAACAAGGAGCUGUGUGGGCUGUAAAACUGCAAAAGUCUUCUAUAAAUGCCGAUCUAUUUCCAAUCAAACCUAAAGCUAAUUUCAGCUGCUCCCUUCUCAUAAGGGAUUGCCAUAGUGAUUAGCUCCAUGUGUUUUUAUUUGACAGUUUUACGCUGGAUGCUCUUCCUGCCAGGAUCUUGAUCGGCCUUAGUAACCCAUGCCACGAAGCUCUCGGUGGACAGUUUUUGUGCUGAUGUUAAGAAGUUUGGAGCUCUGCAGUCACUGAGUCUGUAAGGCGUCGGCGACUUUCAUGCCCUUCACACCUCAGAACGCAGUAACCCUGCUCUUACCUUACAUGGUCUACCACUAUGUGCCUGAAUUGUUUUAGCUCCUAAAUGCUUUUGCUUUGCAAUAAUAAUAUUGAGACAUUUUACAAAGUACUUGUUGUGAUAGUGAUAUCUAUUACGCUACCAUACUCAAAUUCAGAGAGCUCUUUACAAUCAGUUUUUU